Molecule: messenger RNA, 8826 nt
Organism: Zonotrichia leucophrys gambelii
Lineage: Eukaryota; Metazoa; Chordata; Aves; Passeriformes; Passerellidae
Gene: ONECUT3
Product: one cut homeobox 3
Exons: 2
Coding region: 29-1351 (440 amino acids)
Biological process (GO): regulation of transcription by RNA polymerase II
Cellular component (GO): nucleus
Molecular function (GO): DNA-binding transcription factor activity, RNA polymerase II-specific; RNA polymerase II cis-regulatory region sequence-specific DNA binding
Source: RefSeq, a predicted model, not a curated record
GAGGCAGCGGCAGAGCCCGGCGGCCACCAUGGAGCUGGCGAUGGAGAACCUGGGCAGCCUGCACGGAGUCCCGCACUCGCAGCCCGCCGAGCUGCUGAGCCCCGCGCACGGGCGGCAGAGCUCGCACCGCAACCUGGUGCCGCACGGCCGGCCCGCCAUGGUCUCGGGCAUGGCCUCCAUCCUGGAGGGGGGCGACUACCGCGGCGAGCACAGCCUGGGAGCCCCGCUGCACCCCGCCAUGAGCAUGUCCUGCGAGUCGCCCUCCGGCAUGAGCCUGAGCAGCACCUACACCACGCUGACUCCCCUGCAGCACCUGCCGCCCAUCUCCACCGUGUCGGAGAAGUUCCACCACCCGCACCACCACCACCACCACCAUCACCCGCACCAGCGCCUGGCCGGCAACGUCAGCGGCAGCUUCACCCUCAUGCGCGACGAGCGGAGCUUGGCCUCCAUGGGCAACCUCUACAGCCACUACCCCAAGGACAUGCCGGCCAUGGGGCAGCCCCUAUCGCCGCUGCCCAACGGGCUGGGCAGCCUCCACAACGCCCAGCAGCCGCUGGCUCCCUACGGCCCCGCCGGCCACUUGCCCAACGAGAAGAUGCUCUCGCCCAACGGCUUCGACUCGCACGCCGCGAUGCUGUCCCGGGGCGAGGAGCACCUGGCGCGGGGGCUGGCGGCGCCCAGCUCGGCCAUGAUGCCGCCGCUCAACGGGAUGCACCCGCACGGGCACCCGCACGGGCAGCCCGGAGCGUCGCUGCUGGGAGAGCGGGAGCGCCCCGCGCCCGGCCCCGGCUCCCAGCCCGGCGGCUCCGGCCAGGUGGAGGAGAUCAACACCAAGGAGGUGGCCCAGAGGAUCACGGCCGAGCUGAAGCGGUACAGCAUCCCGCAGGCCAUCUUCGCGCAGAGGAUCUUGUGCCGCUCCCAGGGGACCCUCUCGGACCUGCUGCGGAACCCCAAGCCCUGGAGUAAGCUCAAGUCCGGCCGGGAGACUUUCCGCAGGAUGUGGAAAUGGUUGCAGGAGCCGGAAUUUCAGAGGAUGUCGGCGCUCAGACUGGCAGCCUGCAAACGCAAGGAGCAGGAGCAGCAGAAGGACCGGAGCCUGCAGCCCAAGAAGCAGCGCCUGGUCUUCACGGACCUGCAGCGCCGCACCCUGAUCGCCAUCUUCAAGGAGAACAAGCGCCCGUCCAAGGAGAUGCAGAUGACCAUCUCCCAGCAGCUGGGGCUGGAGCUCAACACCGUCAGCAACUUCUUCAUGAACGCCCGCCGGCGCUGCAUGAACCGCUGGCAGGAGGAGCCCGGCGCCAACCCCGGCGUCCCCUCGUCGUCUACAAGCACUUUCUCCAAAGCAUGAUGUCCCCCAGCCCUCCCUGCCCCUUCCUGGGUGUCCCCCUCAUGACAAAGCCAACCCCAGACUCACACGCAUGGCCUGAGCGGGGUGGGUGCUUCUGGGGUGGGUUUGGGAGCCUGCAGACCCUCAGCUGGGUGUCAGCCAUGGACGUGGGCCUGGGGCCACCUCCUGCUGCCACCUCCUGCUGCCACCUCCUGCCAGCUUGUGGAGCAGGGACAGGGUUUGUGACCAGGUCAGCUCCAUCCCCAGGUUUGGGAUGGAGGGAGGAGCAGGGCUCUGUCUGGAAGGAAGCAUCCCUGGUCCUUGGGGAUCACAGAGCAUCAUCUCCCCCUGCCCAUGGAGGUUUUUGGGGAGAGGGGCCUGUCCUGACCUCUUCACCAGCCUUGAUCUCUGUCACAGCCACCCUUGUGGCUCCCACAGGGGACGGGUAGAGGUGGGGGUGGCACAAGAAGUGGUGUCACAGGCUGGGCUCUGGUACAGCCCCACUGCACCAGGGCCAGACCUGAGGACUGAGCAGGGGAAGCUCUCCUGGCAUGCCUGGAGGGCUCCUGGGCUCUGCCAGCUCUCUGAUUGCUGGAGGGUUUCCCCUGCUCAGGUGCCGUGUGUUCCCCAAGGCAGCCAGACCCUCUGUGCCAUCACCAUGUGGCACUUCUAUCCCUUGAGGGUUUUGGAAACCUGGCUGAGGACACCCCUGUACCCCCCAUUCCCUCUAUGGGCAUCUUCCUCUGAUCCCCCCGGGCACCCCCAGGAGCACCCACACCCCAGGCCCCCCAGAGCCCCCCACCCACGAGAGUCCCCCUGUCCCAGAUCCCUCCCAGAGCAGCUCCACGGUGAAGGAGUCCCCUCCUGCCUCCACGGACCCGAGCACCCCUUUCCAGGGGACCCCCGCUGCCCCAGCAGGUCAGAGAAGCACAUUUUAGCUACAGAAAUCGGGUAUUUAAAAUAACAAUUGUUGGAGAGGAGACGGGAGGAGAGACUCGGAGCGAAGGAUCUGAUCUUUCCCGGUGACUGGCUCCACCUUUCACCUCUGGAUUUCUGGUUCACUUUUCGGCUGAGGAAUGGACACGGACCAAGCAGAUUUGUUGGCUUUGCCUCUCGCCCCAUCCACCCCUCAACACACACACUCUUGACCCCUCCCAUCCCUCCUCUUCAUCUCUGUUACCAAAGAAAUUACAAAAACCAAAAACACAACAACAACAACGACAACCAAAAAAAAAACUUUCCCUCCUGGGAACCAACGUCGGUGCACGGUGGGAAAAGAAAAAUCCGAGGGAUCUGGUGGCGAAAUCCAGCCCUGGGUGUGAGAAGGGGGAAAACUCCCCAACGAGAUUGAAAGGGAAAAAAACCCCAACCCUCCCCCCCAAAAAAAGGAAUAACAACAGAAACCACAACGAAACAAGCUCAAACAAGCUCAACAAAGACCGGCAACUUACCAAAAAAGACACCAGAUUUUUUUUUUUUUUUGUGCCAAUUAACAACCUGCCUUAAAAGCGAAUUUCUGGAGCAAUGGUACUUAGCUUCAAAGGGAUCAUUUCCUCUGAGCUCUCAAUGGUGACUUGUGCCAUAUAAAAAAGCAAUCACGAGGCCAAACCCUUACAAUCAGCCCUCUCCCAGCCCCCCAAGGGUUCCUUGCAGGAGCAAGAGGUGCCACUGGGGACAGGGAAGGGCUGGGAGAGGCUUGGGGAUGAAGAGGGAGGCAAGGUCCCCUUCUUCCCCCAUCAGUUGGGGAAAAAAAAAUCCUCCAAAACCAACCAUCAACCAAAAAAAACCAAGAAAGGGACACUCUUGAAUUUAUGCGGGUAAAAAGUACCAUCUGUGUUCUAUGGUUUCUUCGAUUCACUUUACUUUGAGAGUGAUCAGUUGUGUCACAGGAAGGCACCUUGUUGAAAAGAAGGAAAAAAAAGCAAAGAAAUGAAAAGAAAAGGGUAUGUGUUCACCAAAAAAAAAAAAACAAAACAAAAAAAAAACAAACAAGCACCCCAAAAAAAAGGAGAAAAGAAAGGACAAAAGAAUGAAGAGAGAAAGAAAACAGCCCUGCACACGAAGCCCUGAGCAGGCAGGGUCAGAGGACGUCUUGAACCAAAGAGCUCCUGGGGUAGGUGGGCGGUGGAGGGGCUGGGGGUGUCAGGCUGGACACGGUGACCCCAAACUGACCAACACUGCUGGACAGAGGGCGGGAGAGAGGGAUGGAGAGAGGGCAGAGCGGGAAGGGGCAGGUGCCACAGCGUGUUUUGCCAACCAGAACCCAAAAACCUAAUGGGAAUCUCAUCUCCCCCAGGACCCCGCUCCCCGCCACUGAUUUUUUCCCCUAAUGUUGUUUCUUCGUCUUGUCGUGACGUGGUGAUGAUGGUGGUGGAUUCCUGAACCCCAUCGAGUUGUAUUCAAGGGCUGCAAAGCCAGGAAGGGGGCCUUGGUUUGGGAAGUGAAAAACACAACAGGAAAAAAAAAAAAAAAAAAAAAAAAGGGGAAAAAAGGAAAAGAAAGAAAAAGAAAAAAAAAAGAAAAGAAAAAAAAAGAGUAAAUGCCACAGGCCCUCAAGGAUGCAAAGACAUUUCUAGUGAGAACCCGAGACUAAAGGCUACCUCACUUGAGUUUUCAAUUUUUGUGAUUUGAAAAUCACGUCUGAUACCAAAGAUUUUGUUGCCUUGUCUGGUCUGUGCUGGAAUCGUCACUUUCCCUGCUCCCCGUGGCCAGGCUGGCCCAGAGAGCCCCUGGCCACCCCCAGCCCCAGCCCCAGCCCCAGCCCUGCCCUGAGUCCCCGAGAGCGAGGGAGGAGGCGAGAGAGCAGCUCCGGGAUGGCAGCGUGGUAGAUGAGUGCCUUUUUCCUGUACCAAAGGUGUGUGGCCAUUUCUUUGCUCCUCUGCUUUGACCCCAAAACUCCGUGUGACCUUAGCUCUCCGCAGGGAAAUAAUCCCAGGGCUCUCAUAGCCUCUGGGCAUUGGGAUGAACGAAAGAAAAGCCAACCCUUGUCCUAAUUGAAGAGAAAACAUCCCCCUGGCUGAGGGAAAGGUGCUGGUUCCCCAGCAUGUCCCCACUCUCAGAUGUCCCUGUGUCCCCCAGGCUGUCCCCAGGGUCCCUCCAUGCAGCCCCUCCUGCCCCAGGAGCACAGAGUUGGUGUCCAGGGACGCUGCUCCCAGGGAAGGGCUUUGCUCCACGUCCUUCUCCAGCCUCAGUGCUGGACCCUGCAGAAGCCCAUGAGGUGACAAAGUUGAGUUUCCCCAUGAGGUGACAAAGCUGAGUUUCCUCACAAGGUGACGAAGUUGAGUUUCCUCAACUUUGGGUGUUUUUGCCUCACUUAGCUCAGAUCUGAGCUUUGCUUCGCUCUUUUGGUAGCACAGUUCAUGGCAUUUCUGUCUGGAAAGAUGAAGGCAGGAGCAGUGGAAGCCUCACCCUGAGCUUUCUCCAAACUCUUCCCUUAGGGAAGGGGUUGGACAGUGAAUCCUUCCAGCAGGAGCUGUUUCAAAGUCCCCAGAGGGGCGUUUUUGGCUCACAGACCUGUGCAGCCAGGUCUGCUCCAUUCUGCCCCUUGGCUUCAGCAGAAGGCAGCAGGACCUGCUGGAGCUCCCCAGCAAUCUCCAGAAUGCCCAGUUUAGGGCAAACUCGGGUUGAGUUGUACCUGCCUGGGUCAGGCUCCGGCCAAGGUGACUUCUUUGAGUUGGACCAAACUUGCCCAGGGCCACUCCUGGUGUGAUUCUUGGGGUUGUCCUGUGCGGGACCAGGAGCUGGACUUGGUGACCCUUGGGGUGGGUUCCUUCCAAUCCAAGAUAUUCCAGGAUUCCAACGCCCCUGGUGAGAGCAACUCCAUGGGAAUUCCCAUCCUGCUGGGCAGACUGAGAGGGCCCUGUCACCUCCCUGUCACCUCCCUGUCCCAUCCCUGUCCCCCCUGCCCACCUCCACACUAUUGCCUUGGCCAGGGCUUGCCCGCCCUCCUGGCCACGCCACCCUCCUUGUCCCCAGUCCCCACCUGGCUUGUGAUACCAAAGACGUUCUCUAUGCAGGAGAAAGCCUUCAUUGCCACCCAGCACAGACCUUACAAGCCUUUGACAAUGUUCUCUGAAAUACCUCAAAAUAUUUAAUGUAUAGUUUAUGUGAUAAAAAAAAAAAAUUACUUAGCUAGUUUUUGGAAUUUGUGACUUGAAGCUUUAUACUGUUAAAUUAUAAUUUUGCAGAAGACGGCAUGUUCUUAUUUCUUUGAUGCGUUCAAUGGGAGACAUAUUGAAUGUUAAGGAAAUGAAAGCUGGAUAGUUUCACGAUUUAAAAAAAAAAAGAGAGAGAAAGAGAGAGAGAGAGAAAGAGAGAGAGAAAGAUUAAAAAAAGGACCCUUGGAGUUUACAGAUUUCAUAUUUAAACAAGUCCUUUUAAAAAAAAAAAGAAAAAAAAAGAAAAACUAAUAAUGAUGACGAUACCUUUGCGUUCAGAUGUGUUACUUUUCUCUGAGUCAUGUCGUAUGAGAGUAUUUAUUAUAUGUGUUCUGUGUUCAAAUGUAAUUUAAAGAAGACAAAAAAAAGAAAAAAAAAAGACAAGAUGAGAAUUUGAUUUAUGCAUGAAAAAAAUAUACUCUUUCUUGAAGUAAUGUAAUAAUUAUUGGGGAGGGGUGGUCGGGUGGGAGCGGGAGGGGACAAACUGUGCUUUUUUUGUCCACGAGUUUUUGGUUGAUGAAGAUUUCUCUGCAUGGAUCAUGGUUCUGUUCCAGCUCACAACUACGGGAAAGUCGUCAUUUACCCCCUCAGUUUCUUCCUUCACCUCUUUUGUUCCUUUCCUCACCCUGAAAAUCCCUUGGCAGCCACAGGGGGAGGCGGGGGCUGCUUGGCAGGGCAGGGCAGGGGGCAGAGCCUGGCCCCGUGCCCAGCAAACAGGGUAAGGGAAUCUGGGACACGGGACCCUGCCGUGCCCACCCGUCCCUCCUGCCUCCCCCUGAGGUCUGGCUCCUCGCUCUGCUUUGUUUUCUGUUUGUUUGGGGGGGAUAUUGUGGGGUUUGGGUUUGGUUUUGUUUGCUUUUCCAGCUCUGUGGGUCAAAUCCCAAGUGCAGCCAAGAGGAGGAGAGACAAUCAGCUGCCACCACGACCUGAGCUGGCAAAGCCAUGGGGCUCCUCGUGUCCUCUGAGAUAAGGGAAACAGCCCUGGGCACCCCAAAACCCCCUCAGGGGAGAACUCUCCAGGUGAUGCUCCCAAAUCCCCAUCCUUGGAACAACCUCACAGCCCUGUCCCUGCACAGAAAGAGGUGCUGGAGAUGCAUCAAGGCCCAGCUGGACCACGCAUGGGCUGGGAUGACCCAUUUCUGGAGUCUUUGUCCUCAGGAAUGUGGUUUGGGUCAGAGGCACAGCCAGCACUCUGUCCCUGCCACCAGCCUGGCUCUCACUCUGUGCAGGCACUGCCCUGGUGGAAGAAGAAGAGUCCAGGCAGUGGAAGAGCCCCUGGAGGAUCCCAACCCACCAGAUGACCUCAGGCCACUUUGGAAUAGCUUUGGAGCUUUCUGAUAUGCCCAGAGUCCACCCCUGAGUGGCUCCUUCCUCCUCUGCUCCUCCUCCUCUCCCUGCUUACAGAGAAGCCACAUCUUUGGGGGCCAGGAGGGUGAUGGGGACCUGGAGGAGGCAGUGGUGCCAUUCCCAGAGCAUUUCCCUGAAAGUGCUGCUUCCUGAGCCCUUCCCAACCUCUUCACCAUUCAAGGUGGACCCAAAGCUCAGUUCACCAUGAGGAAAGAGAUCUCAGCUCCUUCAGGCCCCACCAAAGUGGCCCCCAAAAGCCAAGGAAGGUGUUUUUCAGUCUGCAGCUUUUGUCUGGUGCCAGCACCGAGAUGCUCAGCACCAGGUGCUGGUGAAGACCCACAGACCAAGGACCCGGCUUUAAGGAGGAGAUGAUGUUGGUUCCACCCAUCUGUUGCCAACCCUUCUGCCCUCUGGAGAGCCCAGCAUCCCCACCACGCCCCAUUUCCUCCUCCAAGACCUUUUCCACCAGGAGAAGCUUGAAGGCCAAGACCACAAUUACAACUGCAAGAAGGUUUGGACACAGCCCCAGUCACAAAUCCUUGGAGCUUACAGAGAGCAGCUGGAUUCCAUCCUGGGAGUGAUGGCUUGGGAGACCCUGGAGAAGCCAAGCUCUGAGCCCUGUUCCCCAUCCUUUGGCCCACCAGGACUCUGGCUCAGCUGAGCCCACCCUGGACCUGGCCCUACCUGCUGCCCACACCACCAAAAUGCCUUCAGGAGCAACUUGCCACGAUACCAAAGAUUUUUUUUCCCCUGCAGGUAAUGACAAUCCGAGCUCUGUCCUAAAGACAAUUCUCUUGACCAGGGUUGCACCCAAAGGGCAUUUUUGUGCUGUGGGGAGCAGGAGUGAAAGCGUGGCCCUGGGAACACCUCCAAGGGUGAUGGAGGACAGUGAGGAAGAGGAGGAGACCUGGGAUCUCCCACUGGAACCUACUGGUUCAUCCUGGCCAGUGUCUCCUGCUUGAACUGUGGAAGUUUUCAGGGAUUUGGGUCAUUCCAUGACCUGUGAUGCCCCCAGUUCUUCCUGGAGUGGAAGUUUUCCAAUGAUGGAUUUAUACUCUGAAACCCCAGUGCCAGCAGUGGGGCAGCACUGUCCCCAUCCUGCCAGGAAAGCAGGAGGCCCCUGGGGUCAGUUCUAAACAUUUUUACCCCACCAGAGCCAAGCUGUCCCUGCUCUAACAUCAGCUGGGAAGGCAGGACAUCAGCACAGAGUGAGAGAAAUGGCUUUGCCAAAAAUUCACCGUUCACCCUUUUGGCUGAACAUCCCAAGUCUGGGUGGGGGACACUUGGAGCUCCUCUCGACCUCACCCCGGGGUUGUCACUGCCCUGUCUGCCUGUCCCUGUCACCACCACGUGUCCCCAGCACAGAGCUGGCUCCUUUCCCUUGUCUCAGAGGACACCCAGCCAUGGGGCUGGACUGCAGGAGCUGCCACAAGGAACCCACUUCCUCUCACGUCUUUGGCAUCUUUAAAGAGAGGAAAUUAAAAAUGCAAAGAACUAAAUUUGGGGUUGUGUUGGUUUGGUUUCUUUGUAUUUUUGCCCUUUGAUUUCUAAAGGAAACAAAGGAGUCAGACAGAAUCCAGCCUGGUCAGAGAGAACUCACAGUCUCGGCUCUGCCAGCCCAGCCUCCUCCAGAAAACAUUGCUCAUUUUUCUGUAUAGCAAUAGGUGAGGCUUGUCCUCAUCCCAUGCAGUCUGAGGGCCCCAUCUCUGAGUUUUUAAAUUACUUUUUCCUUCUAAUUUAAUUAAUUGAAAUUUUUUUUUGCUGCUGCUUCAUUGUUACUCUCAUGGGAUAAGUUUUGUUCUACAGCGAAAUGCAAUUGUUACUCCUCUGUGUCUUGCAACUAUAUUUGUUUAAGCUAUUUACAAACAUUAAAAAAGAAAAAAAAUAAAAUAAAAAAGAGUCUUAUGUGUCAGGCACUUUAUCCAAACUGUGCUGUGUGCUCUGGAGUUUGUUCCUUGUUCUUUGCAAUGACUCACGCAGGGGAAGUUAUCA